Molecule: messenger RNA, 417 nt
Organism: Prorocentrum cordatum
Lineage: Eukaryota; Dinophyceae; Prorocentrales; Prorocentraceae
Source: the annotation of a GenBank genome assembly
AUGUCGCCGUGGCCAGCCGACGGAGACGCGGCGAGGCUCCUCGACAAGUUCGGGGCGCCGACUCGGCUGCGGCACCCGCACCUGGGCCGGUGCACGGACGCGCUGUUCGGCCGCGCCCAGGUCGUCUUCGUCGUGUCGGAGCGCGCCUCAGUCAGCAUGACGGACGUGCUGCGCGCCAGCCAGCAGGGGGCUGCUGGCUCCGUGGCCAGCUGCGUGCAACUGGCAGGCAUCCCGUUGCUACUGUUAAGGCAUCCCUGGCCUUUUUUCCAGGCUGUGCCAGCCUCCGUCGCGCUCCCGCUAUACCCCCGCCACUAUGCGGGCGAGGCGCUCCUGAGUCGACCAGACGCGGCAGAGAUCGUACCUGUGGACCUCGCCUGGAAGGUCGGCGACGCCCAUCGUUGUGUAACCCCGUCGUGA